Anolis carolinensis (green anole) is the source of this 1897-nucleotide messenger RNA. RefSeq names its product claudin-16-like. The transcript has 5 exons. The record is from RefSeq and is a predicted model, not a curated record. Gene Ontology annotation, molecular function: structural molecule activity. NCBI's taxonomy places the organism in Eukaryota, Metazoa, Chordata, Lepidosauria, Squamata, Anolidae. Gene Ontology annotation, cellular component: plasma membrane; bicellular tight junction. Gene Ontology annotation, biological process: cell adhesion; bicellular tight junction assembly. The coding region runs from base 1105 to 1737 and encodes 210 amino acids.
CCUCUCUCUCCUUUUGAGACAAGCGUGAAUGUUGUCAUUGGUCACCUUGAUGAGCAUUGAAUGGCCUUGCAGCUUCAAAGCCUGGCUGCUUUCUUCCUGCAUGUGGGAAUCCUUUGUUAGGAGGUGUUAGCUGGCCCUGAUUGCUUCCUGCCUGGAAUUCUUCUGUUUUCUUGGUGUUGCUCUUUAUUUACUGUCGUCGUCUUAGAGGAAGCAGCCAGGCUUUGAAGCUGCAAGGCCAUUCAAGGCUAAUCAGGGUGGCCAAUUACACACUUGCACCCUGGACACCAUUCCACAUUUGUAUGUAUAUAUGUGUGUAUAUAUAUAUAUAUAUAUAUAUAUAACCCACACUUACCUAGUUUCCAACAGACCUCAAAACCUCAGAGGAUGCCUGCCACAGAUGUGGAAGAAACGUCAGGAGAGAAUGCUUCUGGGACACGGCCAGGCAGCCUGGAAAAAACUCACAGCAACCCAUCAUUGAAAAAGAUAUAUAUAUAUAUAUAUAUAUAUAUAUAUAUAUAUAUAUAUAAACCCCACUUGAGGAUGCCUGCCAUAAAUGUGUGAGAAACGUCAGGAGAGAGUGCUUCCGGAGCACGGCCACACGGCCCGGAUGACUCACCGCAACCCUAUAAUAAUGGGACAUAAUUUUGGAAACUAUGAAUCCCAGUAGGGAGCUUGGUAUGUUGAGCUUGGAGAAGAGAAGGCUUAGAAUAUUAUUAUUAUUAUUAUUAUUAUUAAAAAUAAUAUUAUUUCUGAGAUAAUAAAUAUGUUUUCAUGUUUAUUAUUAAUUAAUUAAAUAUCAAUAGUAAAUAUUGUUUCUAAAGACAGACACUAUGAAGAAUCCUUUGGGGAAAUUAUUAUUAUUGGAAUACUAUUAUUGCUAUUAUUAUUAGAUUAUUAUUAUUAUUAUUAUUAUUAUUAUUAUUAUUAUUAUUUCCCCAUGAGAAUAAAUGGUGCAAUUUGAAUUCCUUCUUUUCGUUCCCCGCUUUAAUCCCUGUUGACCUUUCCUUGCAAGAGUCCUGCCUUCCGAGCAUUGCAUUGAAAGGGCAUUUCUUUCUUUUCCUUUCUUUUCUCGUUCUUUCUUUCUUUCUUUCUUUCCGCUCCGCCAUGGGCCUCUAUGGGACCCUGGCCUGUCUUUUGGGGGGAUUUUUCUCCCUAUUAAGCCUCAUCGGAGCCCUUUGGAUGGACUGCUGGCAGGUGAACAGCAAGGGCUCGGUGGUCCUGUCCUUGCGCUGCCGGGGCCUUUGGGGCGAAUGCGUCUGGGACAAGUUCGUCAAGAUCUGGACCUGCGAUGUCUUCGGAUCCUACCUGAACCCUCAGCCAGAAGCCAUCCUGGUCACCCGGAUCGCGGCCAUCGUAUCGGCCAUCGCUGCCGCAGCAGCUUUGCUGUGCCUCCUGUGCGGGUGCCAAUACUUCCAGUGUUUAUCGGCUGGCAUCGCAAAGCGGCACUGGCUUCUCUCCUCCGUGGGCUUCUCCCUCGUGGCAGGGCUUUCGUCCUGCGUCGGAGUCACCCGAUACGGCAUUUACGUCUUCGCCCAGCAUCAGUAUGAGGUCUCCCUGAGAAUCCCCGGCUUCCCCAGUUUCGAAUACGGGGCUUCCCUGUGGCUUGCCGUAGCCGGGAACCUGUCCGCCUUCUUUGCCGCCGGAGCGUCGUACUUGGAAACGGCCGCCGGCACUACGUCUCCCGAGGCGGGUCCGGGCACGUCGCUCCCUGGGAAAAGUGCUGGCACGUACGUCUGAGGAUCCGGGCAUCGCUCUGGGCCGUUUCGCAUGGGAUGUAAUUGCAACUUGGCCCAUUUAAUGAGGCCAAGAAGGCAAGUCUAGAUGCCCUCUGGGGGUCCCUUGGUUUCUACGUCUCCCUCUCAUGGUCCUAAUAAAUAACAUUAUUAUUUAUGAUUUA